This is a messenger RNA of Daldinia loculata, 801 nucleotides long. RefSeq lists its product as uncharacterized. The transcript has a single exon. The record is from RefSeq and is a predicted model, not a curated record. Lineage: Eukaryota; Fungi; Ascomycota; Sordariomycetes; Xylariales; Hypoxylaceae. The coding region runs from base 1 to 801 and encodes 266 amino acids.
AUGGAAAGACUUGAAGUUACUUAUGAAGCACUCCGCGCUACGAUUGCUAAGCAAUCAAACCAAACCGGCUUGGACCUGGGUAGGGAAGCCAUUAUAGAGAAUGGCGUAUCACUGGAACUAUCAACACCACCCUGUUUCACCCUCUUCUCUUCAUUUCCCCCCGAGAUUCGAGACAUGAUCUGGAGUUUCUCGCUACCCCCUGAUACGCAAGAGGUAUGCCUCCUAGAGAAAGACGACGACGGUAUGACCGAUACGUCUCCCAUAAUCUGGACCAAAUUCCCAGCAAUUAUGCACGUAUGCCGAGAAGCGCGGAAUAUAGCCAAAUUGUACCUUCAAUUUCGCUAUUGGGAAGAGGGGCAAUGUAUGUUACCAUGUCGGCAUUUUCGCCCUGACCUGGAUAUGUACGUUCUUACGCCAAAAGCCCCGUUGUCCUCUGAAAUAGCGGCGAAACUGCGGUAUGCGGCCCUCGAUGCUAUGCCAAAUAGUUAUCGACAAGUCAUGUUCUUGAACGCCCUUCCAUACCUCAAGAAUCUGGAGACGUUGUAUCUCAUGCACACUCUACCGAUAAACCUGGAACCUUAUAACAAAAUUGGCAAGCUAAAGCCACUAAUGAAGGCGACCCCAAACAAGCUUCCCGAGCAAAUGCAGCGUUCGGUUGUCCGCUGGCGCGAAAGCCUGUCAACCCUUGCAAAGAAUCGUCUAUCCACGUGGAACGACGACAUCAAGGCCGCUAUCUGGGACGAUGAAAAGCAGGCGCUCAAACUACAUGUUGAGAUGGAUGUCUUCAUCCACUAUAACUGA